Molecule: messenger RNA, 9732 nt
Organism: Patella vulgata (common limpet)
Lineage: Eukaryota; Metazoa; Mollusca; Gastropoda; Patellidae
Product: tyrosine-protein kinase SRK2
Exons: 9
Coding region: 131-1663 (510 amino acids)
Biological process (GO): innate immune response; cell surface receptor protein tyrosine kinase signaling pathway; protein phosphorylation
Cellular component (GO): extrinsic component of cytoplasmic side of plasma membrane
Molecular function (GO): metal ion binding; non-membrane spanning protein tyrosine kinase activity; ATP binding
Source: RefSeq, a predicted model, not a curated record
CCCUACCUUCACGACCUUCACCUCUAAAAUGAUUCCCCAAUGAAGUAUCGACACAGCCGUAACACACAUAAGGAUUUAUAACCAUGCAGGAUUUAAUAACGAAUCAUAAUUAUUGGGAGAAUGGCUAAAAAUGGCCAAUUGCGAGCUGCCCACAACAACGUCCCUUAAACAGAAACUGGAGGACGAAUUCCUCUCAUGUAAAAUUUGUUUGGAGCCGUUUAAACGACCAAAAGCUCUGCCAUGUCUACACACUUUCUGUGAAAAUUGUUUGAAAGACUAUGUGCGCCGUAAUCCUGGCAACAAGCCUGGUUAUUUCCCUUGUCCCAUGUGUCGGAAGGAUACAUAUGUUCCAUUACAAGGAGUUGAGGAAUUCCCCGAUAAUUUCUUUGUGUUGAGUCUAUCGGACACAUUACAAGAAAAUACAGUCUUUUCACCUCACAGUAUACCAGUCUCACCGCCAAAACAUAUUUGUCCACCUUCUCCUAAAGAGAAAAAACUACGAACACACGACUGGUAUUUCGGCAAAGUGACAAGAAAUGCAUCCGAAGAAUGGUUGUUAUUACCAGAUUAUCCCAAGGGGACUUUUUUGAUACGACAGGGUGAACAAUCUCCAGAUACAUACACAUUGAGUGUAAGAGAUUGUGAUGAAAUACGUGGUUACCUUGUUAAACACUAUAAAAUUAUUGCACGCAAGGCUGAAGGGAACUCGCAUUUAUUUUUUAUUACACAGAAACGGGUUUUCUCUUCCUUAUUAGAAUUAGUGGAUCAUUAUAUGGAAAUCCCAGAUGGGUUAUGUUGUAGAUUAACCCAGGUAUGUAAUAAACCCAGAUCAUUACUAUGGGCGAUGGAACGCGGUAAGGAAGAUGAGUUUGCCACAGAAAGAAGCCAAGUUUCUUUUAUUAAAAAGGUUGGCAGUGGACAGUUUGCAGAUGUCUAUUUGGGUAAAAUAGGUCAGUCUGUAGAUGUAGCUGUCAAAGUUCAAAAUCGUGAUUGUGUAUCCACGGCAGCAUUUUUAGAUGAAGCUCAGAUUCUAAAGACAUUACAACAUCCUAAUAUUAUUCGUUUAAAGGGAAUUUGUAGUGGCCUUGAACCUGUAUUUAUAUUAACAGAGUAUAUGUGUAAUGGCCGUCUGUCAUUGUAUCUACGAGAGGGUUCUGGGAAGGAUUUAACCCAACAUCAGUUAAUACGAAUUGGAGCACAGAUUGCAGAUGCAAUGGCAUAUAUGGAGAAGGAGAGGUUCGUCCAUAGAAAUCUUGGAGCGAGAAAUAUCUUGGUAGGAGAACAGAAUCGCGUAAAGAUUGCUGGUUUCGGUAUGACUAAAGCUACAAACAAUCCAGACUUUAACUUCAGAAGAGGAUUAAAGAUGGCAAUAAAAUGGAUGGCACCAGAAGUUUUACUAUAUAAUAAAUAUAGUUCACGUGCAGAUGUUUGGUCAUUUGGUGUUGUAUUGACAGAAAUAUUUACAUAUGGAAAGGAACCAUAUGAGGGAAUGGCCAGUAAGGAGUCUUUUGAAAACGUUCAGCGUGGUUAUCGAAUCCCACGACCAGAGAACUGUCCUCCUGAGGUUUAUGACGUCAUCUGUACGUGUUGGCAGACGAAUGCCCACUCCCGCCCAAGCUUUGACUUUUUAAAUACUUUUUUACACGACUAUAAUGACAGCUGAUUGAUCUGUUCUGACUAAGAUUUCUGAUGAAGUUUGUGGAAAGUAAUAAUAGAUGAAAAUUGAAUCCUGGAGGUGUGUGACUGAUUGAAUUAAUGUACUGGUUGUCAUGGAUACCACAUUGUCUGCUCAUUAUGCUCACUAUAUUUUACUUUUAAGUGCUCACUUCAAAGUUGACCCAAUUAACUUAAAGUGGAUAAGUGCUAAUUAGUAAGUGGUAGUGAAAAACUUUUUAAAAAUGACAGUGAAAUUCCUUUCUCAGAUUGUGAAAUAAGUCUUAAGCCAUUUUCAGCAAGCAACACUGCAUAUUUUAACAAAGGAAUAGUAAAUAUUUUACAAGUGUUGAGUGUGUUUAUUCAGACUGAAUCUAAUGUGGAAACAGAUAGAAAAGACCAGCAACUAUAGAAGACCUGUAAGAAAUCAAAGUUAAAGUUGUAUACAGUAGACCGUGGCUAUAGUACUGUUCAUACAGUUGGGUCAGCAUGGCUAGCAAUAGCAUUAUACUAUUAUUUAUAGUGAAAGCCGUGUAUAUAAUAUAAAAGGGAUCACAAUCUAAUGGUGAGACCCUAGUAUAUAAUUAUGUUGUAUUUUUAGGGCAGAAAUGACAAAACUAUGAAAUUGUUCAGGGAAUCCAAUAAUAACUUACAUGCUUGAAAUAAAUGUAUAAAAUAUUUGAUAUAAUUAAUAUAUGAUGUAGUCUCAUUUAAAAUAUCUUACUAAUCAUACACAUUAAUUACAUUUAUAAAUUAUAAUCACAAGUCUUAACUAAAAGUAAAAUUACAUAGACAUUCACACCCCUUCUUGUGAGGAAUAGGUGCAAUUAAAUUUCAUGUUUUAUACUACAGAUAUGGUAUCUCUUAUAUGAAAAACAAUUUUCUUGUAGAUUUGUCUCAAUAACUGACACAAUAAUAACUGUGUAAUUGCUGCUAUCAAGUCACACAAUAGCCACAUGACACGAUAAGACUUAGUAUCAAAUUUCAGUUAUUUAUAAACGCUGCAUACAUUUCACAUACUGCCGUGUAAAUAUUAGUUAACAAAAUUUCUGUGGAUCAUGUAAAAUAAAUUGUACCAAGAACUCAAGCAACCAGAUGUUAAGCUUAUUUAAAUUUAGCAUGACUAAAUAAUGAAAUUUAUUUCCGUGCCAUGAAUGGAACAAAUUUUGCCGUAUGAAAUAGAUAUACAUCGAAAAGAAUUUGUUUUAAACGUAAUCUUUACUGCUCUAAAAAUUUAUACUAAAUCAAGUUUUUUCAUUGAUGAAGGUGGUGUAAAAUUACACAGGAUUUAUGGUUCUAUGGUAUGUUUAAAAGUUCAUCGCUUAAAUAGCAUGGGUACACCCCCGUAAACUAACAAUAUAACAUGCAUUCAUCAUGUAAGAGAUAAUAACUUGUUUAUAUCCAAUCAAAAUAUCGUGUCUUAAAUAGUGUCAGAUCUCGUUUUAGAUCAACAUGCUUUCACACUGUAAACUGUAUUCGUAAUUUAUAAGAUGGUGAGUAAUCGGUUUUAUGUUUGGUCAAUUAUAAUUAUUUCUUAAAUAGAACAAGUGUCCCUUUUACAAAACAAAUUACUGAUUAUAAAUCAGAAUCCAUGCUUUUAAAUUAUAGGGCGAAACAGAGAGUUCAAAGAAUUAUUGGCAACAAAACAUCUAUAAAUAUGGACACCAAUCCCCAUGAAAACUAUUUUCUUUUAGUUUUAAAGUGAUAUGUAAUUAUAAUUGUUUGAGUAUUAGCGAUGUAAACUAAGUUAGAUGAUAAAAACCAGUGUUACUUUAAAUUCAUUUGAGAUUUUUAAAGAAAAUAUAUUCUUGGUUGUGAUUUACCACUCUUGGGUGUCUUAUUUAUCAAUGUAUAAAAUGAAUGAUGUUCUUACAAUCAAGGUAAGACACCCCAUUUAUGCAUCGUUAUGCUUUUUUCAUAUUUUUAAUAAUUUUGAAAUGGUCAAUGAAAGUCUUUAUGUAUAUAACAGUGAAGUUUAUUGGUGCUAGAGAAAAAUCAUGAGUUUUGCUAGAUUUAUCACAUGUUUUGUAAAAGAGGUACUCAUGGUAUUUAACUCUGAUAGUAUUGAAGUUAAAAUGAUUUUUGAUCAGGCAUAAAAAUAAUAUUACAUGUAUAAAUUGAAAAUGCAGUUUGUUGUGCGAAAGCAUGUAAAAUGUCUCUGUUACAUAUAAAAUGAUUUUUUUUAAAACCUAAAUAAAAAUAUAGCUACCAUCUUUUGGGUUAUUCCCCAUUUUCCAAAAACCUUUGGAAUGUUUAAUGGUCAGCUUAGGGCUUCACCUAGUCUAAAUCAAAAUCAGAUGACCCUAUAUCAAUAUUUACUUUUCCUUUAUGAAACCUCACCACUCACUCAGGUGAAAGAUAAUGUGUGUACCUGACAAUAAUUUAACAUAUCUUUGUUCUCAGACCAGCCAUUUUCUGUUUUCUUUUAAAUCAUUAAUUGUUUAAUCUACAUCUAUGAUUCUAACUGUGCAAUAUAAUUGCAUUUUAGGGGUUAUUUAUAGAAUAGUUUAACUUAAAGGAGCUUAAUCGCUAAUAUUUGGGACCUAGAAAUUGACACAAAUGGGUUGCAAUGUAUGUAAUAUAAAUAUAUAGAAACUGAUUUACAUUCAAUCUUUUCCGUUUUUACUCUAAUUUCAAAUCAGUUAUGUUUGGCAAAAUAUGCCAGAAGUCUCAAUCGAAUGGCAACCUCUAGCGGCUAGUUAUUCCAGUCAACACGAAUACUAUUUAUUAUGCAUGUUCUCCAGAGAAGAACAUGGCGUCACCGUUUGACAUGACUUGUGGAAUAUGUCUAGCCUCGUUCUUCGAAGGGGGGGGGGGCUGAAUGGUUAGCAUGUGUGCGCUGUAUCAUAAAGUCUGUCAUUGAGUCAACUGGCAUGGUUUACAUUCCCCAGUUGUACGUGACAAGGAUUAGGGUCGCCUGUCCAACCUGCUGGGUUUUCUCCGGGUCCUCCCAUUUUCCUCCCACUACUAAAGACCCCUACGCGCAAGCAAAUUAUGAAAAUAAAAUUGAACCAUGUGUUAGUCCCAAAAUGACCUAGUUUGUGUCGAGUGGACGUUAGACCCCAUCUCUUGGAGUCCCUUGUUACAAAUGGCGGUGAAACGCAUUAUGGUACACGGUUCGUGUAACAAUGGUAAAAUGCUUAUUUUGUCUUAAAUAUUUGAUAUUAGAAGCCCAUCUUUUACCGGUAAAAUCACAACAUCAAUGUUGAUUUAAAUUGACAAAUAAUUCGUGUUUUCAAUGUCUAAGACUUUGGAUGAUAUUGAGUUAGAGACUUAGCUACUUUAAUUAUUGCACAGCUUAAAUAAGUUAUUUGUACUAUACUUUUUACGUCAACACAUUUAAUCAUGGUGAUCUGACGUUUAAUUAUUACAACCGCAUUAACUCAAAAGAUAAAAAUACUUAUCUACUAAAAGUCUUAAAAUUUUAUGAUAUUUCAUGUUUUAUUUUCAAGAUAUUCAAGUUUGUUUACACCAUCUUUGUUGACAUUUAUUUUCAACCAAUCACUGCCAUUGACCCAUUGAAAUAUAUUGAUUGUAGAUAUAUAUAUGUAUAUAAACAAAUAUAUACGUUUUUCUGGUAGAGUUUUAUUAACGUUUUAUUGUUUAAUUUAGAAAUGUUUUAAAAAAGCCUACAGAUUUAUUUAUGCUAAAUUUUAUACUCUUGAAUGUUUUUUGUUUACAUGUAGCUGAUUUGAAAUGUUGAUUUCUAUACACAAUAAUUAAACAGAACAGAUAAUUGUUAUAGAUACUAUUGGGGUUUUGCAUUCUUUUCUGUUCAUUGUGUUUGACAGAAAUGGAUGUAAAUUUUGAAUGUUUACUGUUUGGAGUGAUGGUAGUUGUGUUGAUCCCCACAAUAAUCAGAUAUGAUUAAAAGUGAAAGCAAAGUGUUAGUGUAUCAUUUUAAACUAUUACCUCUUCAUCAUGCUCAUUUUAGAUAACAUAAAUCGUAUGGUAAAAGUAAAGUGUACAUUUAACAACUGCUCAAUAAGACAUACAUAUUAUGUUGAGCAAACAGUGUACAAUCAUGGAUAGAGCACAGACAAAGUAAUAUGACAAUUGAAUCUGUGUUGCUCAGUGUAAUCAAUCUAUGUGUGCUCAAACUAAUAAUUCAAUAAUGUAGCAAAAUAGAGGCAAUAAUAAUUUUUCUGGCUUUAAUGAAUAGUUACAAGCCCCUGUGAAUAUGAUAAGGAUAUUUUGUUGACAGUAUUAUCAAAUGAUUUGCAAAUAAGUUUCUAUUCAAUCUAAGCCUUGUUGAUCUUUUAAUAAGGUUUUAAAAUUAACAAUAUCAGGCAUUAUUUUAUACACCAGGAAGUUCGUGUCAUGAGUAACAAGCUUCAAAUGUUUAUCGCUUUUUCAAUGUUAUUCUUCCUGAUAUAAGCAAUAUUGUAAAACAAUAUAUUUUGACUGUCUUUGUUUUAUUAAUGAUUUUUUUUUAUAAAAUAAAUCAUAUAUAUAUGAUUAGAAAUAAAACUGGAAAAGACUUGAAGCAAUAAAUAAAAAUAUAGUUUAGUAAAAUAAUUAAGAAAUUUUAAAAUAUCAUCUGACUGGUACUGAAAUUGACCAGCUGUCUGUAAUGUAUAUGUCAUAUAUUUAGGUAUAUGUAAUUCAAUGAAUUUAACCUUAAAACACUGAAUAUAGUUAAAUUUAUAAUAUGGUUAAUAGAUUUAGGAAAAUUGUUCUAUUCUUUGAAAAAAAAAAAAGAAGAAAAGGCUGGCUAAUUUAAAGAAUUAAACUAACUGGCAAAAGUUUGAAAUGUUAGCCUUGUUACAGUGUCUACUUCUUCAUUCUGAUAAACAACAAACCAUAAGUUGUUAGUUGUGUUUUACGUCCGCUUCCACCGAGGUGAUAUCGCAGACAAGCAAACCAUAAGCUAGCUGUCUGCCUUAAAUAGAUGUAAUCCGGGAAUGACAUCAAAUCGUUUUUUCCAAACGAUAAGUCACAUGACAGGGCACAAACAGUGGCACCAUUAUGUUUGUUCAAAGGUAGAUAGACUAUUUUUAAAGCAUCAGCAGAAUCUAAAAACAAGUUUAAAAUGCAAAUAAAUACUGUGUCUGAUCUCACAGGGGCCUAGUCGGCAAUAGCGUAGCCUACUUAUAAUUGGAGAUUGCCUUUAAAGUAGCAAUAUCAUUAUUGUAUAAAAAGCAAACAAGGUCCAGUCUUUAGGUUAGUACAUUAUCUACAAACUUACUGAAUCUUAUAAAUCUCCACAUCUUUCAAAAACAACAAUUGAUGUUCAAAUUUCUCCAAUUGAUUGGCAACCAAAAUAACAUCUGAUUACACAAAGUGACUAUCUUGAGAAUUGGAAUUAACCAAGAAUAUUACAAGUACUGCAGCUGAAAUGGUUACAUUUUUAAUUAAUAUGCAUGUUCAACUUUCAGUAUGAUAAAAGACUGAUUGAUGACAAUUUCAUUUAAAGUCUCCUUUGUGGUUUUAAUAAUGAAGAGACUUGAAAAGAUAUAAACAUUGGUUAGUUUGUUAUUUCCUUGUUGUUUUUUUUUGUUGGUUUGUGAUCUUUUAAAGUUGUUUUCUCUAUGGAUUGUUGUUGAAGGUUUUUUUUUUUUCAAUCUGUUUCCUGUUUCAACAGUGCUGGAAAGUACAUGUAUGUUAAAAAUAACGAGGACCAGGGGCACAUUAUUAAUUAUAUGCAAUGUUCUUUCACUUAAAGCUUAUAGAACGUAACUAGGUAUCAAUAUUGUAGUGCUUUAUAACAACAAGGUACCAAUCUUGUAGAUCUUAACUAGGUACCAAUCUUGUAGAGAUUAACUUAGCACCAAUCAGAUCAAUUCUGACCCAAUACAAUACUUUAUUUUUAAAUUGUUUAGUUAGUGUUUAAUAUGUGUUAUAGCCUAUAUUCAACCAUUUUAAUAGUCUUGAUCGCUCCAGCCUUAUAUGUUUCCACUGACUACAGCAAACUUUCAUGUGGAAAAUAAUGUUUUAGUCAAAUAGAAAAACUUGAUGACCUUUGACACUGUAUGCAAAAUUAGUGCUAUUUUGUUCUUACUAUACUAUUCAAAAAAAGUAGGGGAUAUUUGAUUUUUAAGUGUUAUUAAAGUCACCUAAUGAAACUGACGAAGAAACAAAUGACAAAAUGAAAUGAAGUUCACAUUCAUCGAUUUAUUCCAAAUGAUCGUUAGACUAAGUAAGGCACAGACUGACCAUUAUAAGGGUAAAAUGAUACCCGGGGUCAAACAGCAAAGUUACCACAGCAUUACAACCAAGUCAGUAACGGGUAAAUCCUCCUCUGUUUGCCAAACAAGCAUUGAUCCGACGUGGCAUACUCCUAAUGAGACGUCUAAGGUCAUUUUGGUCCAGAUUGUCCCAUUCCUGUUGCAAUGCAGCAGCAAGUUCUUGGACAUUGGCAGGACGUUGUUGACGUUGACGUAACCUCUGUCCAAGCAUGUCCCAGACAUGCUCGAUGGGGGAGAGUCGGGACUCAGUGCUGGCCAAGGUAAUGUGGUGAUGUUCUGUUGUUGGAGGUAACCUGUAACGAUCCUGGCCCUGUGACAUCUUGCGUUGUCAUCCUGAAAGAUGAAACGGCGGCCAUGACGUCGUGCGAACGGCACAACAUGGACUGCCAAGAUGUUGUCCCGGUAGUACUGGCCUGUAACACGCCCUGCAACAACAUGUAAAGCCAUUCUUCCAGCAACAGUGAUGCCUCCCCACACCAUAACAGAACCACCCCCAAAUCGAUCAUGUCUGAUGAAGUUAACGUCUUGGAAGCGCUCGUUUCGACGACGCCACACCCUCCUACGUCUGUCCAAAAAAUCAACAGUGAACCUUGACUCAUCUGAAAACAUCACAUUGCUCCAGCGUCGAUUAUCCCUGUGUUGACGAUCCCUACACCAACGACGUCUUGCCUGAAUGUGAUGAUCUCUCAAACAAGGGAUCACGCGAGGACGUCGGGCGCGAAGGUGACCCCUAUGCAGUCGAUUCCGAAACGUCUGGCCACUCACUCUCACACCAGUGUCUGUUUGAAGACGAGCGCUGGUCUGAUUUGCUGUGCUGACACGAUUUCUCAAGGCCAAGGUGUGGAUAAAUCGAUCCUGGGCUUGAGUUGUCGCCCUUGGUCGACCUGAGCGUGGUCUGUCCUGUACAGAUUGUGUAUCACGGUAUCUGGACCAUAGCCUGCUUAUGACAGACUGAGAAACAUUCAUCGUCCGCGCCACAACCGCCUGUGUUGUGCCGAUCUGUAGCAUGCCAAGGGCACGUAACCUUUCAUUUUGGGUAAGCCGACGCAUAUCAAAAUUUGUUUUCUGUUCACUAAAACAAUUAAACUGAUGUUUCCACCCUGGAAUUCAAUGCCACAAUGACUGUAACAUUCAAAGUCAGAGUCGUGCAAAUUUUGGGUUGGACCCCCAUGAUGAUCCCAAGCAUCACCUGCAUUCCAUGCGGUAGCUAUUGGUGCGUUUGGGCGUCACAUGUAACUGGAAAUGUUUCUUCUGUUAGGUUCUAUAGUGACUUUUUUCGUAGUCAUUUGCAUAUUUUAGUAUUAUGCCCCCAAAAUCAAAUAUCCCCUACUUUUUUUGAAUAGUAUAAUAUUUGUUGUUUGUAGUAGAUUAGGAGACAAUUUUGGCUGGAGUCAUCAGAAUACAAUUUUAAUAUAUUCAUUACAUGCCAUUACAUUGUAAAUAUUAUGUUUAUCAUUUACCCAUUUAACAUGCCUUUUCUCCUCUUCAACUAACUUCUCACAAUUUUGGGCAACUUCCAAAUUAAUUUAUGUCUUUUGUGCUAAGAAAGAUAUUUGUGAAGAGUUUACUGUUGGAAAAAAAGUUCCAGGCAAUAUUUUAUUAUAACUUCAAAUAUGUUUACAAAUGUCUUUUUUGGAGCCCAAGUGAUUUUUUGUUUGACUAUAUUACUUUGUCAUCCAGUACCAGUAGUUUGCAUUUUUAUGGUUGUCUAAUAUAGUUGAAUAAAAAAUUGAUGAACAUGUAUAUGCUACGCUAUGUAAAAUAUGUACUGUAAACAUAGUGAUACAGAAGAUUUGUUUAUUAUCUUCUCUUGUUGCCAUGGUUAUCUACUCCACAUAACUAAUUAAAUGUAUAGAUUGUCAAAUAAAGUCUCUAUUGAGAUCAAUAAAAA